Chrysoperla carnea is the source of this 872-nucleotide messenger RNA. It is a transcript of the gene Taf11, whose product is annotated as transcription initiation factor TFIID subunit 11. Gene Ontology annotation, molecular function: protein heterodimerization activity; transcription coactivator activity. The record is from RefSeq and is a predicted model, not a curated record. Gene Ontology annotation, cellular component: transcription factor TFIID complex; nucleus. Gene Ontology annotation, biological process: RNA polymerase II preinitiation complex assembly; transcription initiation at RNA polymerase II promoter. NCBI's taxonomy places the organism in Eukaryota, Metazoa, Arthropoda, Insecta, Neuroptera, Chrysopidae. The coding region runs from base 81 to 872 and encodes 263 amino acids. The transcript is spliced from 3 exons.
CUCUAUUUGCUUUGUUUACGAUUUCUGAUAAAAAGAUUCUUGAUUUUUUAUCAACAGUAAUUUUAAAUUGAUGAAUUAAAAUGGAUAACAUAUUUGAUAAAUCCGAUUCAAUAAUCGGUGAUAAUUUUGAUGGAAAUUUAUCAAAUGAUGAAAAUGCAAUGCAACAACAAUUAGCUGAUGAUUUAAAUACAUCAAGAUCGGAUAGUGAUAUGGAUUUAAUGGACAAUGAUGAAGAUUCAAGAGAUGCAGCUUUAGCAAUUGAAGAGAACUUAAAAGAUAUCGAUGCAGAAAAAUCAGAUGAACAAGAAAAGUCUCAUGAAGAAGAAAAACACGACGAUAGUGGCAAUUUAGAUAUAAGUAGUAUAGAAUUACCCUCUAAUGAUAAUAACAUAGACAAUUCAAACAUUGAUAAUUCAUUUGAAACGGAUAUUAUUUUACCUAAACCGGGUGUGCAAACAGAUUUGUCAGAUAAUAAUAUAUCAAUGAAAGAGAAAAAGAAAGAUGCAAAGAGUAAAAAAGAAUUGGAAGAAGAAGAAAGAGAAAAAAUGCAAGUAUUAGUAUCAAAUUUUACCGAAGAUCAGUUAGACAGAUAUGAAAUGUAUCGUAGAGCAGCAUUUCCUAAAGCAGCUGUGAAAAGAUUAAUGCAAACAAUUACUGGAUGCUCGGUUUCACAAAAUGUAGUGAUUGCCAUGUCUGGUAUUGCCAAAGUAUUCGUUGGUGAGGUGGUUGAAGAAGCUUUGGAUUAUAUGGAAGCAAAUAAUGAAACUGGACCUUUACAACCAAAACAUUUGAGAGAAGCUGUUCGUAGAUUACGGAAACGUGGGGCAAUACCUAACAGUCGUGGUCAUAAAAUGCAUCCAUUCAGAUUAUAA